AAGCCCGCUUUUUUCCCCCCCCUCCUUCAUUUGGUUGCCGGCGUUUGUGAAGUGUGGUGUUGUUCAGUGUGCGAAGCACGUGUAUUAUAAAUUAUUCUAAGUUAUUUCUCUACAAAACCAAACUAAAAUGGCAGACGCUGCAGUUGACACCAAGGAAGUCGCGCCCGAGGAGGUGACCUCUACGGAGGCGGCGAAGGAGUCUCCAGUGAAGAAGGCCCCGGUCAAGGAGACCAAGGAGGCCGAGAGCAACGGCAAGGAAGAGAACGGCAGUGGAGACGCGCCCGCCGACUCGCCCGCCGAGAACGGAGACGCCGAUGAGAGCAACGACGCCAGCGAGAAUGGAGACGCGACAGAGAAAAAAGAGGCGGCCGUGAAGAGGAAAUCCACCGCUGACAACGGCACCGCUGAGAAGACCACACCUGAGAAGAAGGCCAAAGUAGUGGAAGAGGCCCCUGCAGCAGAUGCGGAGGAAGUGGCUGCCUAAACUAUGUUAGUGUCGCAUCUCGCUCGGUUUACUGCAAUGCAUCGGUGCCCAUUAGAGUUCAACUCUCCAUAGACUGAUUACAAACACAUAUCCAUUAACAAAAUAUCCCUUGUAACUGAUGGUACCAAAACAAUAGCACCAGUGUCAUACAGUGUUUUAACUUGCCAUUGAGUUGAGCUCUAUUGUGACGACAUUCUAGUUUUAUAAAUAAUACUAUGUGUAUUAAGAUUACCUGUGAAGUACCUGUAAAGUGUAAAUUAAUGUUGGAUUACUGUCAGAUGUAUGGUGACUUAAUAAUGUGCAUCGCAGUGAACUGACCUAAGCAUAAUGGAUGUAGAUGUUGUAUGCUGUUUCGACUUUUGGUGUCUAUUUCAACGGACAGGUAGGAGGGUUAUUGAAUUGAUGAAUUAUUUACAUUCUGGUAUCGGAAAGCAUUUCACCAGUUACAAUACUGCCAAAGUACUUCACCCAGUGUGGAAUCAUUCACGGUCCGUUCUGUGAACGACGCGAUUUAUAUAACAGCUUCCGUAAUACAAGGAUACUAGACUAAUUAAGAUUUAAAUGUUUAGAUAAAUAAUUCAGUUGUAAAUUUAAGUUUAGCAGUAAAAUAUCGCACAUUAUAUUUUUCAUAAGCAUAUUACCAUUUAAACAUUCCUUUCGAAUUUUGGUUAUUGAUAUAUUGUGAAUUUCGGUAUUUUCCUAACAUCUAUUUGAAUUAACUUAUGUGAGUCUAGAUGAAGACUAUAAGCAGACUUCUACAACACAACGAAUUGGCAUGCACUAACAACAUCCCGGGCUCAUAGCUUUCAUCUGUUUCACAGGCGAGCUCCUAACAAAAGUUCACUUUAUAACAGUAACAUAAGAUUGAAAUUUAAUUAAAAGUUCAAAAACUACAAGGUGAUAGUUCAUAUUAUAUUGACAUAAUAUUGUUUGUGCUAUUUGGUAUCCUAUUGACAUGUGUUUAUUUUCUUAUCCAGUGUUUUUGUAACUUAUUUUUUUCUUCUAAUUGAUAUGUGAUGUGAUACACACAAACCUCGAAUAUAAGGCAACUAAGACCUUAUGGAAAUGAAUCUUCUUUUUUAUUGCCAAAACUAUACACAUGACUGUGUUCUGUGCUAAGGGAUUUUACGAUAAGAUUUUGACUAACUUUUUCUGGUACUUAAAUUUUUCAAAGAUUUUAAUUCAAAAGUACAUUUAGUAUUAGAUUUAUGGUAGCGUGUACAGGUAUUGCACUUCUCUGUGUUGAGUUAGUGUUUGAAAACGUUUCUGGCAAUAAAAUAGUCCAAACUAA
Molecule: messenger RNA, 1775 nt
Organism: Plutella xylostella (diamondback moth)
Lineage: Eukaryota; Metazoa; Arthropoda; Insecta; Lepidoptera; Plutellidae
Source: RefSeq, a predicted model, not a curated record